Vombatus ursinus (common wombat) is the source of this 5472-nucleotide messenger RNA. It is a transcript of the gene ADRA1D, whose product is annotated as adrenoceptor alpha 1D. The record is from RefSeq and is a predicted model, not a curated record. Lineage: Eukaryota; Metazoa; Chordata; Mammalia; Diprotodontia; Vombatidae. The transcript is spliced from 2 exons. Gene Ontology annotation, molecular function: alpha1-adrenergic receptor activity. Gene Ontology annotation, biological process: positive regulation of cytosolic calcium ion concentration; adenylate cyclase-activating adrenergic receptor signaling pathway; cell-cell signaling. The coding region runs from base 1 to 1731 and encodes 576 amino acids. Gene Ontology annotation, cellular component: membrane.
AUGCCAUUCCCGGACCUGCUCCAAGUCGGUUUCGACGGGCACGGCUCAGACAACGGGCCGGGGGGCAGCGGGGCCGGCGGCGGGGGCGGCGGGGGCGGCGGCAGCGGCGGGGGCUCGGACGGCUCGGGAGUAGUCGUCGCCGGCGUCCCCGCCACAGCUGGGGGUGCUGCGGUCGUCGGUGCGGGAGGCGGCGAGGGCAACCGCACCUUCCCGGGGGGCCCGGGGGUCGCGUGCCCCGCGGGCAGCCCCGGCAGCGGCGGCGAGGUGAACGACACAGCUGCCGUGGGGAGCGUCGUGGUGAGCGCCCAGGCGCUGGGCGUCGGGGUCUUCUUGGCCGCCUUCAUCCUCGCGGCCAUAGCUGGCAACCUGCUGGUCAUUCUGUCGGUAGCAUGCAAUCGCCACCUGCAGACCGUCACCAACUACUUCAUCGUCAACCUGGCGGUGGCCGACCUGCUUCUCAGCGCCACGGUGCUGCCCUUCUCGGCCACCAUGGAGGUCCUGGGCUUCUGGGCCUUCGGCCGGGCCUUCUGCGACGUGUGGGCCGCCGUGGACGUGCUCUGUUGCACGGCCUCCAUCCUCAGCCUCUGCACCAUCUCCGUGGACCGCUACGUCGGGGUGAGACACUCGCUCAAGUACCCGGCCAUCAUGACUGAGCGCAAGGCGGCCGCCAUCCUGGCCCUGCUCUGGGCCGUGGCCCUCGUGGUGUCCGUGGGGCCGCUGCUGGGCUGGAAGGAGCCUGUGCCCCCCGACGACCGCUUCUGUGGCAUCACCGAGGAGGCGGGCUACGCCGUCUUCUCCUCCGUCUGCUCCUUCUACCUGCCCAUGGCCGUCAUCCUGGUCAUGUACUUCCGCGUGUACGUCGUGGCCCGGAGGACCACGAGGAGCCUGGAGGCCGGGGUCAAGAGGGAGCGGAGCAAGUCCGCGGACAUCGUCCUUCGCAUCCACUGCCGAAGCUCCGGACCCGAGGACACGCGAGCCGCCAAGGGCCACAACUUCCGGAGCUCCCUGUCAGUCCGCCUGCUCAAGUUCUCCCGGGAGAAGAAGGCGGCCAAGACCCUGGCCAUCGUGGUGGGCGUCUUUGUCCUCUGCUGGUUCCCUUUCUUUUUCGUCCUGCCCCUGGGCUCCCUCUUCCCCCAGCUGAAGCCGUCGGAGGGCGUCUUCAAGGUCAUCUUCUGGCUGGGCUAUUUCAACAGCUGCGUGAACCCCAUCAUCUACCCCUGCUCCAGCAAGGAGUUCAAGCGCGCCUUCCUACGCCUGCUGCGCUGCCAGUGUCGCCGACGGCGCCGACGGCCCCUCUGGCGCGUCUAUGGCCACCACUGGCGGGCGUCGGAGGCUGGGGCGGACCCCGGAGGCUCCCAGCGGGACUGCGCCCCUCUCGGGGCGGCCCCACUGACCCCACUACCCCGGCCCGCCUCCCUGCUGCCCGGGGGCCCGCCCGACGGGGCCGUCGGGCAGCGGCUCAAGGCCACGGCCUCCUUCCACGACUGGAAGCUGUUGGGUCCCUUCAAGAAGCCCACGACGCAGCUGCGGGCCAAGGUCACCAGCCUGUCGCACAAGCUGCGGGCUGCCGGGGCUUCGGGGGGCUCCCCGGGCGGAGCGUCGGUGGGCACCCCCUCCCGCAGCGAGGUGGAGUCCAUCUGCCUCGGGGUCCCCCAGGAUGGAGUGGAGGAGGCUGCCUACCAUGCCUACGACUUGGACGACUACUGUGGCCUCCGAGAGACGGAUAUUUAAGGGAGCCCUCCCCCACCAACGUGGUCAGUGGGGCCCUGGCCGCGGGGUCUGCUUGGGGCUUUGCAAAAAGAGACCGUGUGUACUGUGGGCAAGGGUAGAGGUGGGUAGAAAACUGGACCAAGGCAGAAAGGGGUGCUGCAGGGGGUGCACCCCAAGGCUGCCCCAGAUCCAGACCCGGGCCCCACUUAGUCCAGUGCAUCCACUGAUCACACCAGGGCAUUUCUGGCCUUGAGUUCAGCGGCAGCUGCGGUGGGAGGGGCUCAGGGUCAGCUGGGACCAAGGCUUCGGGUCAGACACUGUUCUUUCUUCUGGGUUUGGGGACCUUUCCAGCAUCUCUGCCAGAAGGAAAAUGCCGACACUUCAAUCAGUCCAUCAGGUUGAAGAAUAUCAACUUGAGGGUGCUUGCCUGGGGCCCUCCCUCCCCCAGGAGCCAUUCCCACAAGGCUGCUCUGGCUCAAUCUGCCCUGGACCUUGGUCGCUCCAGACAUGGAGCCAAUCUCUAGCCCUAAUGUAGGAGAGGCACCCCAAUCUGACUUUUCACUUAAGACCCACUGGGCAAGCUUCCCAGACCCAAAGCUGGACCCCAUACUUAAGGGAAGACACAACCUGGCACCCCUUUGAACAUUCCCACCCCUCCCCCUGCCCAACCUCUUGCUAUGGCCCUUGGACAGAGAUCUCCACUUGUGUCUGUAGGAGAGUCAAAGGUCCCUUCCCACACUAAUAAUAUCUGAGUCUGGGAGAGAGGCAGUGUGGUGGAAUGGCUAGAGGGCCAGCCUUGGAGUCAGGAAGCCCUGGGUUCAAGACCUACCUCUGACACACACUGGCUGUGGGCAAGUCACUUAACCUCCUGGUGACCCAGGCAACCAACUCAUUGAAGACUCAUGUGGCAGAUGAGUUCCCAUGUGAGUGCUGGGAGUUUUCACACAAGAAGUUCCCUGCCUAAUGGACUCACAGGUCCAGAAUAGAUUCCCCUUGGCAAAAUACCAGAACUCCUAGGAUCCUAUACUCCCUUUCCUGGGUGUUGUGGUCCCUGACCACUCACCCCUAGGUGCUCACUGAUCUCCUGGAGAGGGCCUGACCAACUCAGGGGAGGGAAAGGUCCCCCUGCUUCUUCGAGAAGUCCUCUUCUUUUGGUCUGGCCUCAAAUCAUUGAAGCCAUGGCUGAAGGCCAUGAGUUGCAGUCCUGCCCCCCCCCCAUUAUUCGGAGUUCUACUCACCAACUGCUCCCUUUUCCAAUGGGUGUCCUGCCCAUUGGGAGUUCGUGGUAAGCUUCCACCAACUCUGACUCCUGUCCCCCAGUAGUCUCCCUGCCUACAAACUUCCCCCUUCUGUCUCUUUUCCCUCUGCCUCCCACUGGCUCUCCAUUGCUUCUUGAGGGUACCCAGAGAAGAGGAGAGGGACCAGCUCUCUGGAGAUAUAGGAGUUUUCCAUCCCCAAGUGCCCACCUCCCCAGCCAGGCCCCUGCCACUGAGCAACACUCCCACCUGGACACACCACCUAUCCGCCUGCCUGGCCUCUACCCCAUGGUUUCUCCUCACUGGAGCCAAACCACACCGUCCUUACUGUUUACACUGUACAUAUCUCUGAGUGCAUGUUAUAAUGCUUCUUGCCAGUGUUUGGGAGCAUCCAUGGAGUGGCUUUUCUUUUCCUUUUUUGAGAUGUAUUUAUUGGUCUGAAUAUUUCUAUUUUGUGACUUGCUCUGUGCCUAGCAUACUGGGCACGCCAUACCCCUGCAACCCCUCCUCCCUUAAAUAGCUUGGCUUUCUUUGUCUAAAGUCCAGCAAGCACUUGGUGGCCAGAGAUGAUCAGCAGUGUGCAGACUGGCUUUAUGCUGAUGCUAUUGGUUCAUGCUAUAGGAGGAGAGAAUAGAUUCUAAUCAUUUAUUUAACUGACUGCUGCUGUCCUUAGGAGCUGUUAGCUUGUCAGAAAGGUCUAUGAGAGAGGCAGUGUGGUAGAGGGGCUAGGGGGCCAACCUUGGAAGCAGGAAACGUUAGGUUCAAAACCUACCUCUGACAUAUACCACCGUUAAACAUUUUUAAAACAAAACAAAACCGUGAAUUCUCCUUGGGGACAUAAGCACAACUUUUCACCUUGCCUUGUUCAACAGGUAGGUUCGAGGUGUGCCAGGAGUCCCAGAUAAAGAGGCAGCCAUCAGUUAAAUGAACAAAACAUUAAAUUGCAGAAAGAAGCAGGAAAACAGGUUAAUGGACCUGAGAUCCUCCAACCUGGCUGUGAUCUCUGGCUGUCAUCUUUUCAUUUCCUGUAUCCUCACCAAACUAAUAAGCUUUUAUCUCUAUGCUGCUGUUGCCAACGCAGGAAAAAUCAUCCUGGUCCCAAAGGCCCUUGGGUUUCUGUUCACAGCUUGGUAAGAAGCCUGUGUUCUUAAGGAACUCAAAGAGAUAGAAAAAAAAAAGAAAUAAAAAAGAUAAUUUGAGGAUGUAAAACCCAGACAGCGUGGCCCAAAAUUACCAUAAAGGAAGGUUAAUGGUAUACAAGGGGAGAACAGCAGUUUAAAAAUGACUGUAAUUUCAGAACCUAUCCAACUUCUCCCAUCCAAGAUUAAAAGGGUCCUAUAAUUUCAGGCCUAUAAUGUCUAAGGGGGAAAAUGCUGGCUUACCAUAAUUUCCAGCCUAUUGCAUGCAUGGGAGACUAGCAUUUGGCUUGAGAGAGGUUGGUAUUUUCUGAUCCUCUCUACUCCUCUCCUGUAAGAUUGAAAUAUUAAAUCAGGCCUGUAUAGCACCCACUCUAGUCAAGGGAAAAAAAUCAAGGCUACCCUCAUUUCCAACCCAUUCCAACCUGUGGGGAAGUGGAGGGCUUUUAAGAUUGAUGGAGUGACAUAUUUUCCAACCCCUCCUACAAGGCUGAAAGGUCACUUUGUUUGCAGGCAAGUGGCUUCCACUGGGUUAGGAAGGCUCCAGAGGCUGAAAAAGUAAACCCAAAACCAGUGUGGUAUUUUCAAUUUGUGAGGCUCCUGGGUUUGAAGGAGGGCAUCCAGAUCCCCAAAGGAACGCAAGUUGUGGGUGGGCUACAGAACCUAGUCAGGCUCCCAGGGUUGUGGGUAAUUGGCCAAAAUUUCUUGAUGGAGAAAUGAGAUCCCACAAAAGACAAGGAGCUAGGAUUAUUCCUCUGGAAAAAGAGAAAACUAAGAAAAUGUCACAGGCUUCCAGUUCAUGAUGUUACACAGCAAAGUCCGGGUAUGGAACAGGAAGAAGAAGGCAGAUGUUGAAGUAAGACAGACAUAGGUAAGACUUUGAGAUGCUGAACUCUGGGACAAGCAAGGUGGGCCUGGAAAGUCCUCACAUGGGGGAAGGAGGAUCCAUCACCUACCCUGGCGAAUACAGAAAGAGAAUAGGGAAAAGAGUGAAAGAACCCUGGAUCCACGGCCCCUCCCAGCAGCCUGGUCUUACUAACUGCUGUCCAUUGACACAUUGUGAAGUGAAUCAUCUGUCUUUCCACCCCAUCCUGUGUCAGGCCCCUCUCCCUAGGUGCCUAGUGCCAUCAUGGGCACUGCCAGUCUGAGGCAGAGUCAGCUCUCCCUGCCCUGCCCUGGUUUAUUUGGCCAGGGAGGAUGGGAGCUCUCCUCAAAGCCAAGGGACUGAGCAUAUCCGGGAGUCUGGAAGGGGUAAUUUCCUGGAGGCUGGCCUCCCUCCCACUACCAGCCCCAAGCCACCACUCAGUGCCAUCUCUGUCAGAAUCUGUGCCCCAAGGGGCUUCUGUGGUAACUUGUUCUGAUGAUCAAUA